AUGUCUCAACCAACACCCCAAGAAACUGUACUUGCUAUCACCGAGUUGCUCGAGGCAUUCCUUCUCCAGCUCGAUAUCAAGACUUUACUGUUCGCACAGAGUGUCUGCAAGCGCUGGCAAGCUGUGAUCCAAAAUUCGCCCAGCCUACAACGAGCUCUAUUCUUUAAAACAGAUCAAACCUCUCCGUUCGCGCACAACGAGCUUCUCCAGAAGAAAUUCCCGCGAUGGUUUGAACACCUCGCGCUUGGACCUGAAAGUGAGCCCGGAUUUACCUCCAUCACGCGGAAUCCAGUAGCAGACACCGUCCUCUUUCCCUCCAUGCCCUGGAUCUUCUCAAAUUUAGAAGCCUACCAACGGCCCGAAGCAAGCUGGAAGCGCAUGCUCAUCCACCAGCCCCCCAUUAAGGGCAUAGGCGUUCUCCUGACUCUGCGCCAAAGAUUCAUGACUCUCAUCCGGAUAGGCAUCUCGGACCUGUCCCCCUUUCUCAUGCAGGAUGUCUUGGACGCCAGCUUGAGUGCGCUGGAGAAAACAUGGUCGAACGGGACGGAAAGUUAUCGGGCGACUAGUUUCCGUAUGCUGUGGCGUAAGAUGCCACCUAGUCUUUCCUGGCCUGAUAUUGAUCUGGAAAUUGAUUUUGAUAAUGUUGAUGUUCUGCGGCAGAUCAUGAGACGCUACGGACUGGUGUUGCAUAUAAAUUCAGUGGACGUCCCCUCACGUGGGUUUUCUCUUGGGCGGGAUUUAGUGUACAGUUUGACGGAGCCACAUGCGAGUGAUGAGGCUGAAGAGGAGUCUGGUGGUACAUCAACAGGUUUCUGGCUUGAUUGA
Messenger RNA from Pseudomassariella vexata, 825 nucleotides. RefSeq lists its product as uncharacterized. Gene Ontology annotation, molecular function: protein binding. The transcript has a single exon. NCBI's taxonomy places the organism in Eukaryota, Fungi, Ascomycota, Sordariomycetes, Amphisphaeriales, Pseudomassariaceae. The record is from RefSeq and is a predicted model, not a curated record. Bases 1 to 825 code for a protein of 274 amino acids.